Messenger RNA from Cylicocyclus nassatus, 399 nucleotides. The record is from the annotation of a GenBank genome assembly. NCBI's taxonomy places the organism in Eukaryota, Metazoa, Nematoda, Chromadorea, Rhabditida, Strongylidae.
UACUGCUUCUCAUGCAACUCACAUUUUCCAGAAUGCUAUGUUGUUUUUAAUGUGAUAUCCUAAUACUCAACAUGAAAGCAGGGGAAAUUGUUCUGAUAUGCUUACUCUUUGCUGCGCUGUUAGUAGCAUUUGCUAUUUUGGCAUUUCUACUUCUCAAGGAUAGAAGAAGGCAACGGACGCGGAUAGCGGCGCCAACGCAAAACGUUGCCAAGAAAGAACAGACAGUGACGAAUGGCGACUUGCGAGAAAUACGAAACGAUGACGUUUACGAGGAAGUAUAUUAACACAACUCCUUUAUCACGAUUUACUAUCAGAUUUCCUUUUGAAUGAACAAAAACUACCUAGUUGAAUUUGCUUCAAUUCUACUUUCUUCGUCAGCAGAAAUCCAAAACAUGAUUC